GCGAUUGGUGGCCGCUGUGGGGUUUGCCACUCGAGAUUCUCAGUCUCUGACAACGAAGCGAACAUGGAAAAAGAAACAAAAAUAAAUUAAAAAGAAAAAGAAAGAGAAAGCUCAACUAGCAGUAGAGUGAGUCUAAACCCUCUCCUUCUUCCAACCAACUUCAUCAUCUUCUUUACAGGGUUAUUACCUAUCAAACCGUCGUCGUUUAAGGGCUAAGCUGUCCUAAAGUCAUGGCGCCUGCCGUGGACAACACCCUCCAAGCUAUAUGCUACAAGCGUGGUUCACUUCAGCUACUCGAUCAGAGAAAGCUUCCUCUGGAAACUGUUUAUUUGGAUAUUCGAGAUGCCACUGAUGGAUGGCAUGCCAUAAAGGAUAUGGUGGUCCGUGGUGCCCCAGCCAUUGCAAUAGCAGCAGCCCUUUCGCUAGCAGUUGAAGUGUUCAACUUGGAGGGUUUAGAUGGGGCCGUCAAUGAUUCAGUUUCUUACCUUAUCAUGAAAUUGGAUUAUCUUGUCUCCAGCCGGCCAACAGCCGUCAAUCUUUCAGAUGCUGCGACAAAACUUAAAGAAGUGAUCUCAAAUGCUGCUGCUACUGCUACAGAAGGCAAAAGUGUUUUUCAAGCCUAUAUAGAAGCUGCUGAAAUGAUGCUCGAAGAUGAUGUUACCUCAAAUAAAGCUAUUGGCUCAUUUGGAGCUAAUUUCAUUCUUUAUCAGCAGCUCAACAACCCUGAAAAGCUUUCUGUACUGACCCACUGUAACACUGGCAGUCUUGCAACAGCUGGAUUUGGUACUGCUCUUGGUGUUAUCCGCGCACUUCAUGCCGAAGGGGUAUUGGAAAGGGCCUACUGCACAGAAACACGUCCUUUUAACCAAGGAUCUAGACUUACAGCCUUUGAGUUGGUACAUGAGAAGAUACCAGCCACUCUUAUAGCAGAUUCUGCUGCAGCGGCAUUAAUGCAAGCUGGGCGUGUGAAUGCUGUUGUUGUUGGAGCAGAUCGUGUGGCUGCAAAUGGUGAUACUGCCAACAAGAUUGGAACCUAUAGCCUUGCUUUGAUUGCAAAACACCACAAUGUUCCAUUUUUUGUGGCUGCACCCCUGACUUCCGUCGACCUGUCUCUUUCAACUGGAAAAGAAAUAGUGAUAGAAGAAAGAUCCCCAAAAGAACUACUGAACUCGCGAGGCGGGCUUGGAGAGCAAGUUGCUGCGUCUGGAAUAUCUGUUUGGAACCCUGCUUUUGACAUUACGCCUGCUAAUCUGAUAACUGGCAUCAUAACGGAGAAGGGUGUCAUUACAAAAGCAGAUAUUGACGGAUUUGACAUAAACGGUUUUGUACAAAAGAUAGCUGGGUAGUAUGGUGCGCAGAGGAACCCUCGUCGGGCGAAAAGUCCAACCCAGUUAUCGAAGCUAUGUUCUGUUUGCCCAAAUAAUUGUGAGAUUCACCAGUUUCUUGCGCUUACGUUCGUUUCUCGAUAUACAAAUUUCUCAUUACGCAAGCUGCUAUUGCUUUCUUUUUAAAAGUGAUUGAAGUAUCCUGCCAUGUGCUUUAAUUCUCAGAGAUUAGAAUACAUUGUUCACGUCUUUUUUUGGAUAAUAAAGCAUACACAUUCGUGGUUGGGUCAA
Humulus lupulus (European hop) is the source of this 1616-nucleotide messenger RNA. RefSeq names its product methylthioribose-1-phosphate isomerase. Gene Ontology annotation, molecular function: S-methyl-5-thioribose-1-phosphate isomerase activity. NCBI's taxonomy places the organism in Eukaryota, Viridiplantae, Streptophyta, Magnoliopsida, Rosales, Cannabaceae. The record is from RefSeq and is a predicted model, not a curated record. The transcript has 9 exons. Bases 231 to 1346 code for a protein of 371 amino acids.